UCUCUCUCUCUCUCUUUCUUUCUUCUUCCAUUUCUCUCUCUCUCUCUUCCAUUUUUUUCUCUCUCUUUGAGGAGAGGUAUAGAAAAAUAUGGAUAAAAGAGCAUGCAAUAAUAAUAACAACUCACCACAAGAUGUGGAAGUUAGAAAAGGGCCAUGGACUAUGGAAGAAGAUUUGAUUCUCAUCAACUAUAUAGCUAAUCAUGGUGAAGGUGUUUGGAACUCUCUUGCUAAAUCUGCUGGUCUGAAACGUACCGGGAAGAGUUGUCGACUUCGGUGGUUGAACUACCUCCGUCCCGACGUUCGACGUGGUAACAUCACUCCAGACGAACAACUGCUGAUUAUGGAGCUGCAUGCAAAAUGGGGAAACAAAUGGUCAAAAAUAGCAAAACAACUUCCGGGAAGGACUGAUAAUGAGAUAAAGAACUACUGGAGGACGAGAAUUCAAAAGCACAUCAAGCAAGCACAUGGCUUCCACACUCCACAAAGCAGCACAAAUAUAUUGUUAUCAUCUCAAGAUCAUCAUCAUCAUCAUCAUCAAAUUAUGAAUAAUAAUGAACAAGCUGCAAGUUCAAGUAGCUGCCAAGUUUCAUACACAAUGGAUCCAAUGGAAACCUAUUCUCCUCCAACUUACUCUCAAAACAUUGAUGCUUUCUCAGUGCCUUUGCCCCCAACUGAUAAUCAUUCCAAUGAUAACUAUUGGAGCAUGGAGGAUCUCUGGUCUAUGCAACUUCUCAAUGCUGAAUGAUAAAAUUAAAUCAUAUUACAAAACAAUAUCUAUAUAUAUAUAUAUAUAUAUUUAUAUAUAUAUAUGGAUCAUGAUGUUUGAACCUAAAAUAUUUCAUUAUAUAUUUUGGUUAAAUAUAUCAUUAGGGUUGUCUAUAUAUAUAGUUUGGAAAAAAUAUAUGUAUAUUUUUCCAGUUAUAUAUAUAUAUAUAUAUAUAUAUAAGUAGACUAAAGCAUGUAUUGCUUUUGUGUUGAAAAAAUUUGCAUAUUUUCUCUCUUAUAUAUUCUAUAUAUAUAGAUUGGGAAAUAUGAGUAUUAUUUCCCCUUGAUGUGUAUAGAUCUACUCUUUUUAUCAUAUCUUAUAAUAUGAGGCUAUAAUGUGCUAA
Messenger RNA from Cucumis melo (muskmelon), 1109 nucleotides. Its product is annotated as MYB-like transcription factor EOBII. Gene Ontology annotation, molecular function: DNA-binding transcription factor activity; sequence-specific DNA binding. The record is from RefSeq and is a predicted model, not a curated record. Gene Ontology annotation, biological process: regulation of DNA-templated transcription. Bases 89 to 745 code for a protein of 218 amino acids. The transcript has 3 exons. Gene Ontology annotation, cellular component: nucleus. Lineage: Eukaryota; Viridiplantae; Streptophyta; Magnoliopsida; Cucurbitales; Cucurbitaceae.